CUAUCAACGAAAUUACCCUCAGUUUUUAGGUUACCUGUCAAAAUUGUAUUUAAAAAUUGUAAAUAUUCACCUUGGCUUGGACAAGUUAAAAUUUUUGCCGAGAUAGCCAUUUUGAAAGACUUUUGAAAAUGUUGGAGCGGCGUCGUAGAUCCCAGUUAAGACUGGAACCCCUUGUUCCUAUUCGAACAGGGACUACCACGAUGCGAAGGACUCGUCGAGUGUGCGUUAAUAUCGAAGCGAAUGGCUCCGGGCCUCUUAGAUCUCGAAGAAGACGAAGAAGGGAACUACUUAAUCCAUACUUUAUGACCUAUCCUCCGAUUUAUGACCCAAUGCAACUGGGACAUCAAUGGGGCUUUGAUUUCUGCCCUAAUGAAUUGCCCAACAGUUAUGGGAGUUUAUUUGAUUCGUCUAACCGCUUAAUUGCGGGAGAUCAAUAUGAAUAUGAUUCGGCUGGAUUUCUUCCGCCGAAAGAAACGAACAAUACUGUUCAUGACCUUAAAGAUAUUUUGAUGGGGUUGGAUAGUCAUUUGCAAGCGGAAAAGGUCAAUCUGUUGGGGCAUGAUCAGGAAAGGCAAAAUUCCAGUGAAAACCAUGAAGACCAGAAUCCAAAUGCCCAGGGAUGCCAGCUCACAGUACUAACCGAUAUAAUUUGUGGAACUAUUGACAGGUUAAACAACUAUUUAGACAAUCAGUCCAAGCAACAGGAAUUGCCCUCUGCUCUAAAUCAAAUAAACCCGUGGAGAGGAAGAGCGCCACCUGUCCAGGUCUUUCAGCUACCUGUGCAACCGCUAAUUCUACAAUCUAUGCCUCCCUAUCCAUCUUGUGAUUAUUAUCCACCAUGUGAUUCCUGUUUCCAAAAAAAGUCCCAUCUUCAACGCUUGCCUUGGUUAAAGGAGAGAAAACGUAAACGUCCAUCUAAACCCGCUGCCUAUAUACAUCUGCAAAAUCAGGGAAGCAGUACUAAUGAUUUGGAAAUAUCGCCAAAGAUCUUAGAGGCCUCAAAUUCGCCAGAGAGAAGCAGGAAGUUCUCAGUUUCCAUGGAAUCCCCCAGUCAAAACAUGAAGGAUGCUGGCACAACCAUGUGGUGUUCUAUGGAAUGUUGUAGGGAAUGUUGCGAAUCGGUCAGAGGUCAGGAUAACUAUCCUGCUAUGCAGAAAACUCCUCCAGAGGCUUUAGCGUUUCCAUUUUCACGUAUACGAACUGAUGUGUUUCCGCCCCCGUGUAUCAAGGCUCCACCACCAAGUAUUAUAUCAGAGGACGAACUGAACGAUUCCGAAAAGAUUUAUCAUCCGAGGGGUGAACCCGUUUACCUGCUUGGCUCUCCUCAAACAUCUAGUUAUAGCUCCAGCUGCGAUUAUCGUCACGAAGGUGGGAAUUUGACAUACUCCUAUAUAGAAGAGGAGGAGGAGGAGGAGCAUAUGGAUGGGGAUGACUGGUAUCAAAGCGCUAGCGAUAAAUUAGCUCAGUUAGAAGUGGAGCAGGACUACUUCAAGCAAAUGAAUAAGCAAAGCGAAAUGACCACUGAAUAUCAAACACUUCAAACUGAUAUGGAGAGCAUCAGUGAAAAUAGUUUCAUUAACGUAAUAGCCACUACCGAUGAGGCACUUAGCACCACGGAACUAAAUACGCAAAAUACCCGAGAACCAAUGAAAAUUGAAAGGAUUUGCAAGAAGUCCUCUUUAAAACAGCGAGACAGGCUUAUAAAUGGGAGCCAAAAGGGAAAUAAAGUAAAGUUUGAAAAAAUGCAACACACGGAAGGUGUACAAGCUCAGCCAGAAAUUAGAACCAUUGGGACCGAUCCGAUGGGAAAAGAGUCCUUUACCACAGUUCCCAAGGCUUUCUCACAUACAUAGCAAAGGGCGGGGUCUCGGAUUAAGACAUUGGGGUGAUGACAACUAGAUUA
Drosophila rhopaloa is the source of this 1903-nucleotide messenger RNA. RefSeq lists its product as uncharacterized. The transcript has 2 exons. NCBI's taxonomy places the organism in Eukaryota, Metazoa, Arthropoda, Insecta, Diptera, Drosophilidae. The record is from RefSeq and is a predicted model, not a curated record. Bases 129 to 1853 code for a protein of 574 amino acids.